This is a messenger RNA of Kogia breviceps (pygmy sperm whale), 4801 nucleotides long. Lineage: Eukaryota; Metazoa; Chordata; Mammalia; Artiodactyla; Physeteridae. The record is from RefSeq and is a predicted model, not a curated record.
UCCCAGCCGCGCGCGGCGAAACGACUGCUGCUCCCGUUACCGAGGCAACCACGGCACCUCCUCCGCGCCGGCCCGGAUAGUCUCUCCGCGCCAUUUUCAAACUGUCCUGGAGCCGGAACCGGUGUCUGGGGCGGAAGGAGCCAGCGAGGGAGGCGAGGCGCGAGGGAGAAUGCGACCGCAGGCGGAGGGAGCAGCGGCCGGGGCUGCGGGAUUUUAAUUUUUGGAAAUGAAUAAAACUACUUUGGAAGACAAGAUGACUACAGCUGCAGAAAGAAAAUAUAUUAAUAUUAGGAAAAGAUUGGAUCAGUUGGGAUACUGCCAGGCUCUGACAGUGGAGUGUUUACCUUUGGUAGAAAAACUUUUCAGUGAUCUAGUUCAUACAACAGAAAGUCUUCGGAAAUCAAAAUUAUCUGCUGUGAAAGCUGAAAAAGAAAGUGCCAAUUUUGAUUUUGUAUUGGAACCUUAUAAACUUGAAAAUGCAAGAUUGAGUAAGGAAAAUAAUGAAUUAUACCUGGAAUUAAUGAAACUGAGAGAACAAUCAGGCCAACACAUUAAAGAGUUGAAAACCACAUUGAAAAAGUGUGCACGUGAAACAGCUGAUCUGAAAUUUCUAAAUAAUCAGUAUGUUCAUAAACUCAAACUUCUGGAGAAAGAGAGUAAAGCUAAGAAUGAAAAAAUUGAACAACUUCAAGAAAAGAAUUUGCAAGCUGUAGUACAAACUCCAGGUGGCAAGAAAAGAAGUAUUGCUUUCAGGCGCCAGCGUAUGCAAAUUGACGAACCAGUCCCUCCCUCUGAAGUCAGUUCUUAUCCAGUUCCUCAGCCAGAUGACCCUUACAUUGCAGACCUUCUGCAAGUGGCUGAUAACAGAAUUCAAGAACUUCAGCAAGAAGUCUACCAGUUACAAGAAAAGUUAGCAGUGAUGGAAAGUGGACUGAGAGAUUAUAACAAGCAGAUUGAACUAAGAGAACGAGAAAUACAACGACUAUCGGUUGCAUUGGAUGGGGGUCGCUCCUCUGAUAUCCUUUCUCUGGAGAGUAGAAAUAAAGCCAAUGAAAAGCUUAUUGCUCAUUUAAAUAUUCAGGUUGACUUUCUUCAGCAAGCUAAUAAAGACCUGGAAAAGCAUAUACAAGAGCUUAUGGAAACCAAGGAAACAGUAACUACUGAAGUUGUUAAUUUAAGUAACAAAAAUGAAAAACUCUGCCAGGAAUUAACUGAAAUAGACCAGUUAGCACAGCAGUUGGAAAGACAUAAAGAAGAAGUGCUCGAGACUGCCGACAAAGAACUUGAGGAAGCAAAGAAAGAGAUUAAAGAAAAGCUAUCUGAAAUGCGGAAUCUUGAAGAAACAAUGGGAAAACUUCAACUGGAAUUAAACUUGUGUCAUAAAGAAAAGGAGAGACUGAGUGAUGAACUCCUUAUAAAAUCAGACCUGGAAACUGUUGUUCAUCAGCUUGAACAAGAAAAGCAAAGACUUAACAAAAAAAUUGAAAGUUUUGCAGUUACAGAAAGAGAACUUACUUUGGAAGUUGAGAGGAUGAGGCUAGAACAUGGAAUAAAAAGACGAGACAAGUCACCUUCUCGUUUAGAUACGUUUCUGAAAGGUAUAGAAGAUGAACGAGAUUUUUAUAAGAAAGAGCUAGAAAGACUCCAGCAUUUAAUACAGCGAAGAUCUUGCUCUCGAAGUCAUUCUACAUGUGAAAAAAUUCCAGUAUUUAAGACACUAGAAAAGGGUGAUUACAACUCAGAAAUUCAUCUGAUCACAAGAGAAAGAGAUGAACUUCAGCAUAUGCUAGAAAGAUUUGAAAAACAUAUGGAGGAUAUACAGUCCAAUGUUAAACUAUUGACAGCAGAAAGAGAUAAACUAAGUGUCCUAUAUAAUGAAGCUCAGGAAGAAUUAUCUGCGCUCAGACAAGAAUCUACCCAAACCACAGUCUCCCAUAAUACUGUUAGUCUUAUGGAAAAGGAAAAAGAACUUGCAUUAUCUGACUUAAGAAGGAUUAUGGCAGAAAAAGAAGCUUUAAAAGAAAAGUUAAAACAUCUCCAUGAAUUGAGUAUUUUUGGAAAAUCAGAAUUAGAGAAAACUGUUGAACAUUUGACAUGUGUUAAUCAACAGCUUGAAAACGAAAAAAGUGAAUUAAAGUCUAAAAUGUUAAAAAUGAAAGAAACAACAGAGUCUUUAGACAAAAAAGUAAAACUCCAAGCUCAAAAACUUAACCAUGUGGCUGGUGACUCAUCUCAUCAGAAAACAGAGAUGAACUCACUUAGGCUAGUAAAUGAGCAGCUACAGCGGUCACUUGAGGACUAUCAGCACCAACUUUCCAUGAAAAGAAGUGAACUUGAAUCAGCACAAGCACAAGUUAAAAUACUGGAGGAAGAAAUAGAUAAACUACACUUCAAGAUGACUUCACAGAAUGAAGAGGCUCAUGUAAUGAAAAAGACCAUUGGUGUUAUUGAUAAAGAAAAAGACAUCCUUCAGGAGACUGUAGAUGAGAAGACAGAAAAGAUUGCAAACUUGAAUGAAAACCUAGCUAAUAAAGAAAAAGCUAUUACUCAGAUGAAGAUAACAGUCUCAGAGUAUGAAUCUUCUAUGAACCACCUAAAGGAAACAUUGAUUAAUCAGGACCGUGAGAUAAGCAGCCUCCGGCGCCAGCUUGAUGCAGCUCACAAGGAACUUGAUGAAGUAGGAAGAUCUAAAGAAAUGUCUUUUAAGGAAAACAGAAGAUUACAGGAUGAUCUGGCUACAGUGGCAAGAGAAAACCAGCAAAUUUCAUUGGAAUUAGAAGCAGCAGUGCAAGAAAAAGAAGAAAUGAAGAGUAGAGUUCAUAAGUACAUAACUGAAGUGUCACGAUGGGAGAGCUUAAUGGCUGCUAAGGAAAGAGAAAAUCAAGAUUUGUUAGAUAGAUUUCAGAUGCUUCAUGACCGUGCUGAAGACUGGGAGGUCAAAGCCCAUCAAGCUGAGGGAGAAAGCAGCUCAGUUCGACUGGAACUUCUUUCUAUUGACACAGAGAGGAGACACCUUCGAGAAAGAGUGGAGCUACUAGAAAAAGAAAUUCAGGAGCACAUAAAUGCACAUCAUGCUUAUGAAUCUCAGAUCUCAUCGAUGGCAAAAGCCAUAUCUAGAUUAGAAGAAGAGCUGAGACAGCAAGAAGAUGAGAAAGCAGCAGUAUUAAAUGAUGUGUCAUCUCUUAGAGAACUUUGCAUUAAGCUUGAUUCGGGCAAAGAUAUUAUGACCCAGCAAUUGAAUUCCAAAAACCUUGAAUUUGAGAGGCUUGCAGUGGAAUUAGAAAAUGUAAAAUCAGAAUCAGAGCUGUUAAAAAAACAACUGUCAAGUGAGAGACAUACAAUUAAAAACCUUGAAUCAUUGUUGGCUACAAAUAGAGAUAAAGAAUUUCAUUCCCAUUUAACCUCCCACGAGAAGGAUACAGAAAUUCAGCUACUUAAAGAGAAGUUAACCCUUUCAGAAAGCAAAUUAAAUAGUCAAAGCCGGGAAAACACCAUGCUUCGGGCUAAAAUGGCACAAUUACAAACAGAUCUUGAUGUUCUGAAAAGGCAGAUUUCAACUGAAAGAUAUGAACGAGAACGAGCAAUCCAAGAGAUGCGUCGGCACGGUCUUCGCACACCGCCGCUUAGUUCUACUCUGAAGUCUCCUUUACAUUCUCCUGAACAUGUAAACUGAUUAUCAGAAAGGAGGCAUGUGAGAUCUUAUUUCCCUGACCAGGGAUCGAACCCACACCCCCUGAAUUGGAAGGCGAAGUCUUAACCACUGGACCACCAGGGAAGUCCCUGAACUUUGCCUUCUUAACUAUUUUGUAAAGUGUACAACUCAGUGGCAUUAAAUUCAAAAUGUUGUACAACCAUCACCACUAUUUCCAGAAUUUUUUAUCACCCAAACAGAAACUCUAUUAAGAGACUCUAUUAAGCAAUAACUCUCCAGUCCCCUGUCUUCACUUCCCUGCCCCUGAUAACCUCUAAUCUACUUUCUAUCUCUAUAAAUUAGCCUACUCUAGAUUUUCAUAUAAGUGAAUUUAUAUAAUAUUUGUCUUUUUGCAUCUAGCUUAUUUCAUUUAGAAUAAUGUCUUCAGGGUUCAUCUGUGUUGUAGCAUGUAUCAGAACUUCAUUCCUUUUCAUCCCUGAAUGAUAUUCCUUUGUGUUUAUACCACAUUUUGUUCUUUUGCUCAUCAGUUGAUGGACACCUGGGUUGUUUUCAUCUCUUAGCUAUUGUGAAUAAUGCUGCUGUGAACAUUGGUGUACAAGUAUCUGUUUUAGUCUGUUUUAAUAUCUUUUGGGAGUACCUAGAGAUGCUGGGUCAUAAGGUAAUUCUAUGUUUAACUUUUUGAUUACCUGCCAAACUUUUUCCACAUGACUAUACCAUUUUACAUUCUCAACAGCAGUCUAAGAGUUCCAGUUUUCCAAGUCCUUGUCAACACUUGUUAUUUUCCAUUUUUUAAUUACAACCAUUCUAGUAGAUGUAGAUUAGAAAAUGUCUAUAACCAUUAACAAAUUCCCAGAGUAUCCUAAUGAUGUUGUUAAUUGGUAACACAUUUCCAUUCAUAUUUUCUAACAUUGUCACUAAAAUUAAUUUUAAGGGGUUUCCCCAUAAGUACCCAGAAAUGAAUAUGAAAUAUUCAUAUCAAGCCAUAUUUACAGUGUCUCUAAUAGUUAACAUAUAUAAUCCAGUUUUGCUUUUACUGUUUUGAUUAUUGCAUCUAAAAAAUGCUCACUGAGAAAACAAAAUACAAAAGUAUAAAGAAGAUAACCAAAAUCACUUUUUUUAACUUUUUUUUUAUUGGAGUAAAAUACACAU